AUGCCUCCGCGAGGAUGUUCCGCCAGAUUUCCGAUCAGGGUUCGCCUUGGCUCAUCCCGGAAGGCGCCUGAGGUGAUCCCACCUGCGCUUCCACGUGCUGAGGAUGACUCGCGCAUUUUUCCUAGAGAGAACCGUCGCCGAGCGCCCUUGACCCCCGUGGUGCUGUGCGCAGACGGCGCCGGCGGCUCGAUCCCGCGGAUGUCGGAUCGCACUCCGGGCGGCGCAAUCCCCGCGGUGGUGGGGCUGGGGCCUGGACAGGACGGCGAGCGGGGGGCGCAGAGCCACGGAGAGGGGCGGCCAUCUGCCGACGGGGGCGCCGUAGAGCCCCAAGGCUGCGACGUCGGAGGCAGAGUAGUGCCCUCCCUGGAGAUGACGGCCAAGUUCAUCGCCAACCGCCAGCCCCACGCGAGAGGGGGCGCGCCCGGCCUGAAGGACAUCGCCCUGCCGCUGCACGGGCCGUUCCCCGGCGCGGGGAGCGUCGCGGAGGCCGUGGCCAGCGCCGGCGCCCGGCUUUCGAGCCUGCGGUUCGGGCCCCCGUGCGCGGAGGAUGUUGCCGGCUCGCCCGCCGACUGCCCGGCGCCAGGCGUGCCCCAGGAUGCCACGGCGGCGCGCUUGCCAGCCGCGCCGGUCGAGGGGGGACCGUCCUGGAAUGGAUACGAACGGCCCCCAUCGGGUGGAGCGAGCCAAUUGAUGGAAAGCGCCCCUCCCGCGGAAGUGGCGUGCCCCAAGUACGACAUCGGCAGGUACCUGGCCGUCAACACCAUGCCCCACGCCCACCGCCACAAGUUCUUCCACCAGGCCAUGGAAGCCGGCUCCCCGCCCGGCCCCGCGCGCGAGUGCGCCGCGAUGCAGAUGCCCAUCGACGUGCCCACGCAGGCGAUCAACGCCCGGAGCGUGGGCGCAACGCCGCCCGCUGGAGGCGGGCCGCGGCUGUCGCCGUCUGAGGUGGCCUGGAGGCUGUCGAGAGAGUUCCAGGCGCUGCGAUCCCGCGUGCCCAUGCACUCCUUCGACGUGGCCACCGACCUGGCGACCGCCUUCCCCUCCACCGUGCCCAUCGCCACCGCGCUGUGGCUGCAGCAUGACGGUGCCAGCAGGGCGUUCUUCGAGGGGAUGAAGGUCAGGGAGCGGCUCGCAGAGCCCGAGGCGCGCGCCGGCGACGAGGAGAACCCCGCCCUAGGCGGGCCGGCGCCCGACCGCGGGGCGUCGAGCCUCUCCCACCGGGAUACAACCCCGUCGUCCUCCGGCGAGCCAUCCGACGGCGACGCCCCCGCCGCGCCAGCCGCCUCCCCCUGCGCCCAAGACGACGGCCCGGAUUCCCUCGGGCCCUCCCCCGGCGGCCGCCAACCGGACAGGACCCCACCCCGCGGCACGCACGGUCAUCUUUCCCCGUCGAAGGAGGCUGGCCGGAGCGGCGGGUCCCGGGGGCCCGGCGGGGGGACGGGCAGCUCGUGCUUCGUACUGCAGGGGCUACGCGACGCGUCGAUUCUGAAGGGGGUGGCGGGAGGGGAGGGCCCGGGGGCCCGGCCGGAGGCGGGGCCCCUGCCUGGGCGCGACGUCUGCAGGGUCGUCAGCGCGCAGGCCAACGCAAAGGACGGAUUCCGGCUGGGACCUGGGCACACAAAGAUCAGGUACAUUAACAGCUGUGGGGAGCGGGAGGUGGUGUGGCUGGCGGGCAGGGAGGGGAAGCGGGCCAGGGGGCCCGGGUUCACGCCGAGGCACGCGCCCAAGCCUGGCCCACCCGGGGAUGGGUCCGAGUUUCUGGCUAGGACGCCGCCGUCCAAGGUGCGGCGCAUCGGGGUUCCGCUGGAGGUGAGCUGCCCGGCGCCCAGGCCGCACGUGCAGGGGGGCGGGGCGCCCCAAGGCGGGCAGGCGGGAGAUGGGAGGGACGGAGGGCUGGGGCUCCGGGAGGCGUCCUACAGCCUGAGCGCGCCGCUGGACGCGCUCGAGGAGCUGCUGAGCGAAGAGAUCGGCUCCAGGCUGGUGGGCGACGGCCUGAGGGGCCUGUUCUCGCCCGCGAGGGAGGGAGGCGGCGGGCUGGCGGCCGGAAGGCCGCUGGACCAGGCAAGGGUGGACUGCUGA
This is a messenger RNA of Ostreobium quekettii, 2079 nucleotides long. The record is from the annotation of a GenBank genome assembly. Lineage: Eukaryota; Viridiplantae; Chlorophyta; Ulvophyceae; Bryopsidales; Ostreobiaceae.